GAAUGCUGUAAUAUUUGCUCUCUCCUGCUAGUUCCAUCCAGGUUUUCUGCAGAGCUGGAAUGGGAGUGACCCAGUGGAAUACACUUUAGACUAGCUAAACACUCAGAAACCCAGGGUAAGUGAGAUCUCCGGGAAGCUCCGUUUAGAUGUCUCUUGUUAUUUCCUAGACUUCGAGCUUUCUUAGUUUGUUUUCACUGUCUUUCCAUCAACAGCUCAUAUAAUUAAAUGCACUUGAUGACAAAUUACCAGUCAGAGGAUUGAAUGCUUUGUUUAGAAAAAAAACUAAAAGCAAGAUUAUAAAAUGGCUGAAGAAGGUCUUUUGCAGGAGAUUUUCACUUCUCCUUUAAAUAUAUGUCUUUUGUGUCUCUGUUUGUACCUGCUGUAUAAAAUAGUCAGGGGGGACAAACCUAGAACAUCAGAUGAAGAUAAAGAAGAACACUUGCCCAAAAUGAAAAAAAGAGACUUCACUUUGGCAGAACUUAAAGAAUUUGAUGGCGCGCAAAAUCCCCGGAUUCUGAUGGCAAUAAAUGGCAAGGUGUUCGAUGUUACCAGGGGGAAGAAAUUUUAUGGGCCAGAGGGACCAUAUGGGGUGUUUGCUGGCCGUGAUGCUUCAAGAGGUCUAGCCACAUUUUGCCUUGACAAGGAAGCUUUAACUGAUACUUAUGAUGACCUCUCUGAUCUAAAUGCUUCGCAACGGGAGACUUUAAGUGACUGGGAAUCCCAAUUUUCAUUUAAAUACCACUAUAUUGGGAAGCUUCUGAAGGACGGAGAGGAGCCCAGGGAAUACACAGAUGAAGAAGAUUCCUCAGACCUGAAGAAGAAAAACUAAAAUAAUUCUGGCUUAAAACUUCAAAAAGAUUUUGUAACAUUCCAGAUAGUUAUUGCAAAUUUAAAGCAUGUUCUGUUUAUUCAUUAAUCAGUGGGUUGUGAUGAGUUGAGAACACAAAUCUUAAUGAAGUGAUUUUUGGACAUAGACACUGCCCCUUGCAAAUGAGAACAAUGGGCGUUUCUAAACUUUUUUUGCAAUCCCCACAUCUCUAAUGCUUGUCAUUCAAACAGCCACUAGGGGUUUCAAACUAAAAUAGUCUGUAAUUGAAUCUAUUUUACGUCUGACAUCAACAUGCAAUGUAUGUUGUUGUUUGAAGCUGGCUGUGCUGUCAUUGGAUUCAAUGCUUCUCAUAGCGAAGCAUUGGAUCUGUGGAUCACACAGCAAAAGGAACACCUGCACCAUAUGUAUUAAGUGCCUCUGUAUGAAAAGCAUUUGAUUUGACAAAAGUGGCUUGGUGAUUUCAGCGAGGGAGGAUUGGCUGCAUUAAAAAGGCUGUCUUUCUUAGACGUAAAUCUUUAUAACUUAAGUUUUUUUUCUGUAAAG
Pelobates fuscus (common spadefoot toad) is the source of this 1372-nucleotide messenger RNA. It is a transcript of the gene PGRMC1, whose product is annotated as progesterone receptor membrane component 1. NCBI's taxonomy places the organism in Eukaryota, Metazoa, Chordata, Amphibia, Anura, Pelobatidae. The record is from RefSeq and is a predicted model, not a curated record. Gene Ontology annotation, cellular component: endomembrane system; endoplasmic reticulum; membrane. Bases 302 to 829 code for a protein of 175 amino acids. The transcript is spliced from 4 exons.